AUGGCUUCUCCUGAACAACAAAAGCAAUUGCAGGCUCUCUCAGACGAGUACACUUCUCUGCAAAACGAACUGCAAACCACUGUUGCAGCCAGACAAAAGCUCGAAUCUCAACAACAGGAGAACAAGGGCGUCAAAAGUGAAUUCGCUAACCUCGACGACGAUGCCAAUAUCUACAAGCUUGUUGGCCCUAUCCUACUCAAGCAAGAUGUAUCCGAGGCAAAGAGCACAGUCGAUGGCCGUCUAGAGUUUAUUGACAAGGAAAUCAAUCGCAUCGAGAAGCAAAUCUCUGACAUCCAAGCGAAGAGCGAAGAGAAGAAAAUGGCUGUCUUCCAACUACAGACCGAGAUUCAACAGAGCGGCCAACCAGCUGCAGCAUGA
Molecule: messenger RNA, 378 nt
Organism: Aureobasidium melanogenum CBS 110374
Lineage: Eukaryota; Fungi; Ascomycota; Dothideomycetes; Dothideales; Saccotheciaceae
Product: prefoldin subunit 6
Exons: 5
Coding region: 1-378 (125 amino acids)
Biological process (GO): protein folding; chaperone-mediated protein complex assembly
Cellular component (GO): prefoldin complex; cytoplasm
Molecular function (GO): protein-folding chaperone binding
Source: RefSeq, a predicted model, not a curated record